Molecule: messenger RNA, 1398 nt
Organism: Puccinia graminis f. sp. tritici CRL 75-36-700-3
Lineage: Eukaryota; Fungi; Basidiomycota; Pucciniomycetes; Pucciniales; Pucciniaceae
Exons: 7
Coding region: 204-1145 (313 amino acids)
Biological process (GO): succinate transport; fumarate transport; transmembrane transport
Source: RefSeq, a predicted model, not a curated record
AAAGAACGCCACAAACCCAUAAUCCUCAUGACCUCCCCUGACUCAUGACCAGCUAGCCUCCUCAACAAAUUUUCCCAUCAUCUCCUCACCCUCAAUCCAUCUGGCAACUAACUAAAACCCCUUCCGAUUAACUCGCAUCCCAACAAACCCCGAGGUUUGUCUCUGCAACGUAAUAGUAAGAUCACAUUGAGAAAGAAACCGGGAUGUCUCAAAAGACUUCCACUCCCUUGGGCAUCCAUCUGAUUGCAGGCGGCACAGCCGGCUUUGCCGAAGCAUGCGCGUGUCACCCUUUGGACACGAUCAAGGUUCGGAUGCAAUUGAGUAGAAGCAAGCAGGGAAGAGGGAGAGGAUUCAUAAAGACAGGUAUCAUGAUUGCUCAAAAGGAGAGUUUUUUAGGACUUUACAAAGGUUUAGGAGCUGUAAUCUCUGGUAUCGUGCCUAAAAUGUCCAUCAGAUUUGCUUCGUUUGAAACUUACAAAGGCUGGUUGGCUCAUAAAGACAGCGGAAAAGUUUCUUCUAGCGCGAUCUUUUUAUCGGGUUUAGGAGCCGGUGUCACUGAAGCAGUAGCGAUUGUUUGUCCAAUGGAGGUGGUGAAAAUUAGGCUGCAAGCCCAGAUGCACUCGAUGUCUGAUCCAUUGGAUAUUCCCAAGUAUCGUAAUGCCGGUCAUGCCUUGUAUCUAAUUCUCAAAGAAGAAGGCCCAGCUACGCUCUAUCGCGGGGUGGCCUUAACAGCUCUCCGCCAAGCGACCAACCAAGCGGCGAACUUCACAGCGUACACUGAGCUAAAGGCUCUUUGCCAGCGUCUCCAACCUAACAUUCAGGGUAACGAGUUGCCGUCCUAUCAGACCCUUGUCCUCGGACUAAUCUCGGGCGCUGUCGGGCCGUUCACUAAUGCACCGAUCGACACAAUCAAGACUCGUAUCCAGAAGUCGACCGCGACGAUCGGUGAAACUGCUUGGACGAGAUUGCGAGUCGUCGCUAGUGAAAUGUUUGUUCAGGAAGGCCCAAAGGCAUUCUACAAAGGGAUCACUCCUCGGGUCAUGAGAGUGGCACCCGGCCAAGCAGUCGUCUUCACCGUGUAUGAAAAAGUGAAAGGACUCAUUGAGAAAUUCAAAGCAGAUUUGGAAGUCGGAUACGCAGAGUAAUUUGGCUUGAUUCUUUCCCAUUCUAUCAAGUCGAAGUGUAGAUCAAAAAAAUCAGUUUCUUCAUUUCAUUUUUUCAAGCCUUUGUAUAAUUUGUAAUGUUUUGCAACAGCUAGCAGAAAGCUUCCAGAGGAAAGAAACACCGGUUCUUAUCAAUUGUAUGUGAUGGUAGUGUAUUAUCAAAGUUGUAAAAUUUGCAUGUAAACUGGUGGAACUCCUGUUUAUGGCUCUACAUGAGUGCUCAAGAGGUUGCAUU